AUGGAAAGUAGGAGUUGGGGCGUUGAACUAUGGGAUCAAAUGGAUUUUCUCCUUCAAUUUGAAAAUGAUCAGCUUUCAUUACAUGAUCACCAUUUUCGACUUCUCUGUGAGAUACAAAAGUUGAUCGUUGAUUUUGGGAAGAAAUACCGCAAAACUGUAUCUAGCUUUGUCCCAAAAAAGAAAGCAGGCUCAUCAAUUGAUUCAAAGCUGAGCUACAAUACGGUUCUCACGGACUCCCUAGCCUCCUUCCUCGAGAUGGGGAUGGCAUUUGAGAACUAUGGAGCCGAAUUGCAAAAAUCCGUAAUAAUGCCGCUGAAGGCAGAGUACGAUAGGGAACGUAAAGUAGCCGAUAAAGUUACCACCGACUACACAAACUAUAAUACUCAACGCGAAAGGGAAAAGAGACGCCUUGAGGAUACAUGGAGGACCCAUGUGAACGCGCUGAAGGAGAAGCAAAAGGCGGAAACUGUAAACACUCAGGCUCGGGAAAACCCUAAUAUCACUCCAGAAGAGAGACAAAAGGCCCAGAACGCAUUGGCAGCAAAGAAGGACGCCUUCAUAGAGACGCAGCACACAUACGCCUCGGAGAUGGCCAAGUUCAAUGACAAGCAGCGUCACCACUUCACACACAACAUUCACGUGCUGAUUGCCGACUUGGAGACGAUCGACCGCCAGCGCGCGAGAAUCACGAAGGACCUACUCACAAAAUGCUCAGAGAUUGGCGAGGGCCUCUCCAAGCAGCUCGUUGACUCGACCGUUGCUCUGCGUAAAACCGCCUUGCGUAUCGAUCCUGAGGAGGACUGCAAGGUGGUGCUGGAGGCCAGAAAGACGGAAUUUCUCUUCCCCGUAGAUCUACCCUUCUUGAACCUUUCACAGUGUACUCAGGCCACCCUGGAUAACCCAUCGGCGCUGUUAAGCCUCAUGCUGGGCUCCUCAAACGGUUUCGCGACCAGAGCCAAUCCUGAGAAGGUCUCCAAGGGCAUUCACACCCUCUUCGGGAAAUCCAAGACUCAGUCUUCAGACGGAAAUGUUUUGCAAACGCCUUUUAUCGCUGGCAUUGGCUACAAACCUGUCAAGGAGUCUGAAAUGACUGUGAUCCAACUAGAUGAUCGUAUCAAAACUCUCAAGUCAAGCCUGGACAAAGUUCAAGGCUCUAUAGAGGCGACACAGCGCUUGUUGGACUCCUGCCGGGACAAUCCCAAGCUGGCCAACGCGCAGGACGCGGAGGAUACCAUCGCAAAACUGCGCCGCCAGACCUUCUCACUCAGCGACCUCAUCAAGCGUCUUGAGUCGCGUUACAACUCGAUGGGAGGGGAUCAGGCGCUGGCGGAGGCGCAGAGCUCCCUGGAGUGCACCAAUCCCUACGGUAUCUCCAGCCCGACUGACAAAUCCCGUCAACCCUCUUCCAUGCCCAGACGCCCUACCCGUGCUGGGUCAUCUGCUUUCGAGUUCGAUUCGGAUGUGGACGAGUCUGCCACACCGGCUUCCCAAGGCUUCGGUGAUUACGUCGGUCAGGCUACUCUGAAGUACGAUUGUGAGGGAAACAGCCAAGGCUGUAUCUCAGGCAAGGCGGGUGAAGCUUUCUACGUUCUAGAGGUGGACAACGACGGUUCCGGCUGGACGGCAGUUGUGAGUGCGGACGGUUCCAGACAGGGUUUUCUACCGACCACUCACCUGAGCAUCACACUCUAUUGA
This is a messenger RNA of Echinococcus granulosus, 1695 nucleotides long. Its product is annotated as Cdc42-interacting protein. The coding region runs from base 1 to 1695 and encodes 564 amino acids. Gene Ontology annotation, molecular function: protein binding. The record is from RefSeq and is a predicted model, not a curated record. NCBI's taxonomy places the organism in Eukaryota, Metazoa, Platyhelminthes, Cestoda, Cyclophyllidea, Taeniidae. The transcript is spliced from 9 exons.